CGGCUCCUCACUUUUGUGUAUAUGCUCAGCGCUCUUUUAUUUUGUACAUUUAGAGAUCUACUGUAGGCUUUGCCUGUUUAAUGAAUAUUCACUGAGCUAUAUGAACAAACAAAAGAAGAGACGGUUAAGCAAGUAAAGUUGAAUGAAAUUUGCAUUACGUGCUAUUGAAGAUGGAGUUUGUUAAAGAGGAGUGCGAGGACGUCAGUAUUUCACAACCAUUCAGACUGACGAAUGAAGAAGAUACUGGGGAACAAAGAGAUCUGAUGAAUCUGAAAGAGGAAAGUGAAGAACAGAAUGAAUAUCAGGAACCUUAUGAUGUCAUAACUGGAGAAAAAGCUAAUAGUGGUUCACAGACUGAAAAUAAAUUCUCACAAAAAAUAAAAACAGAAAAUUCUUUCAUCUGCCCUCAUUGUGGAAAGAGUUUCAGACAUAAAGGAAAUCUUAAUAGCCAUAUGCGAAUUCACACAGGAGAGAAACCGUUCACAUGCCAUCAGUGUGGAAAAAAUUUCAGGCACAAAGGAAACCUUAAUUUCCACACAAGAAAUCAUUCUGGAGAGAAGCCUUUCACAUGCCCCCAGUGUGGUAAGAGCUUCAGACAUAAAAAAAGCCUUAAAAUCCACACAAGAAUUCAUAGUGGUGAGAAGCCUUUUCAGUGCCUCCUGUGUGAAAGGAGUUUAAUAGAUGCAACGGCCCUUAAGGAACACAUGAGAGUUCACACUGGAGAAAAGCCUUUUCAGUGCCUCCAGUGUGGCAAGAGUUUCACACAAAAGGGAAGCCUUAAAAUCCACACAAGAUUUCAUACUGGAGAAAAGCCUUUCGCAUGCCUCCAAUGUGAAAGGAGUUUCAUAGAUGCAACGGCCCUUAAGGAUCAUAUUGGAUCUCACUCUGGAGAGAAGCCUUUCACAUGCCUUCAGUGUGGCAAGAGUUUCACACACAAAAGAAGCUUUGAUAGGCACAUGAGAUUUCACACUGGGGUGAAGCCUUACUCAUGCCUUCAGUGUGGAAAGAGUUUCACACAAAAAGGGGACCUUAAAAUCCACACAAGAACUCAUACUGGAGAAAAGCCAUUCAUGUGUCUUCAGUGUGGAAGGAGUUUUACAAACCAAAAUGCCCUUAAGGUUCACAUGAGAAUCCACACUGAAGAGAGACCUUUCACAUGCCUUCAGUGUGGAAAGAGUUUCAGACAUAAAAAAAGCCUCAGAAUUCAUAUUGGAAUUCACUCGGGAGAGAAGCCUUUCACAUGCCAUCUGUGUGGAAAAAGUUUCGCAGUAAAAGGAAACCUUAUAAGGCACAAUCUGCAUUACACGCCACUGAAGAUGGAGUUUGUUAAAGAGGAGUUUAAAGAGGAGAGUGAAGACGUCAGUAUUUCAGAACCAUUCAGACUGAAGAAUGAAGAAGAUACUGAGGAACAAAGAGAGCUGAUGGAAGUGAAAGAGGAAAGUGAAGAACUGAAUGAAGUAGAGGAGAAACAUCAGUAUCAGAAAACUGGUGAUGAAUCGUUCAGUGGCUUACAGACAGAAAAUAAAUCCUCACUUAAGAGGACUCGAAGAACAAAAACAGCAGAUUCUUUCUCCUGCCAUCAGUGUGGAAAGAGUUUCAGGCAUAAAGUAAACCUUAAUAUCCACAUAAAAAUUCAUUCCGGAAAGAAGCCUUUUACAUGCAUCCAGUGUGGAAAGAGUUUUGCACACAAAAGAAGUCUUAAGGAGCACAUGAAAAUUCACACUGGAGAGACCCCAUACACAUGCCUUCAUUGUGGAAAGAGUUUCACACAAAAAGGAAGCCUUAAUAUCCACAUGAGAAUUCACACUGGAGAAAAGCCUUUUCCAUGCCUUCAGUGUGGAAGUAGUUUCAUAGACAAAAAUGCCCUUAAGGAUCACAUGAGUGUUCACACUGGCGAGAGGCCUUUCACAUGCUUUCAGUGUGGAAAGAGUUUCAGACUUAAAAGAAACCUUAAUAUCCACACAAGAAUUCACACUGGAGAGAAGUCUUACAUAUGUCCUCAGUGUGGAAAGAGUUUCAGACAUAAAAGAAGCCUCAACAUUCACAUUGGAAUUCACAGCGGAGAGAAGCCUUUCACAUGUCCCCAUUGUGGAAAAAGUUUCCUAAUAAAAGGAAGUCUUAAAAGGCACAUCAGAGUUCACACUGGAGAGAAACCUUUUACAUGUCUUCAGUGUGGAAAGAAUCUCUCAGAUAAAGCAAGCCUUAAGGACCACAUGAGAAUUCACACUGGCGAGAAGCCUUUUUCAUGUCUUCAGUGUGGGAAGAGUUUCACAAUUAAAACAACACUAAGAACUCAUAUGAAAUGUCAUUCAGGAGAGAAAUUACACCACUGUUCUCAGUGUGGCAAGAGUUUUUCACAGCUGACCAAUUUAAAGCAACACCAGAAAAUACAUACUGUUGUAAAAGCUCAUGUGUGCUCAGAGUGUGGUAAAGCCUUUGUCCGAACCGGCAACUUGAAACGGCACCAAAGAGUUCAUGUGGAAGAAAAUCGUUAAUUGUUCACAUUGUGACAAUAGAUUGGCUUAUACAAGUCUUGUGCAGUCAGUCAAUUAAAAUGUUUAAUCCCAGAUUUUGAUAAUGAUGAAAAAUAUAUAUAUAUACACAGUACUGUGCAAAUGUCUUAGGCACAUAAGAUGCUUCACAAAAACCUUUGUCUUAAGAUGGUUAUUUUUGCAAAUAGCAUAGAAUAGAAGACAGAGAGCCCUGCAACAGAUGGCAUGGGAUUACAAGAAGAGACAGAAGCAAUUUAGACAGCCUAAAUAGAAGCUUGAUACAUCCUAUCUGCCAACAAUCCAGAAAAACUGUAUCCCAGUGUACCUAGGAGAAUUGGUGCUGUUUUAAAGCAAAGGUGGUCACACCAAAUAUUGAUUUAGCUUUUUUUUAUUUGUCAAUUGAUGAAUGAAAACUAUAUAUGGCAUUAUUUUUAAAGGAAUCCUCACUAUGCAACAUUUUCCCCAAGUGCCUAAAACUUUUGCACAGUACUGUGUGUGUGUGUGUGCGUGUGUUAUAUAUAUAUAUAUAUUAGGGCUGGCAAUCGAUUAAAAUUUUUAAUCAAAUUAAUUACAUGGU
Xyrauchen texanus (razorback sucker) is the source of this 3069-nucleotide messenger RNA. Its product is annotated as oocyte zinc finger protein XlCOF6-like. The record is from RefSeq and is a predicted model, not a curated record. NCBI's taxonomy places the organism in Eukaryota, Metazoa, Chordata, Actinopteri, Cypriniformes, Catostomidae. Gene Ontology annotation, molecular function: RNA polymerase II cis-regulatory region sequence-specific DNA binding; DNA-binding transcription factor activity. Gene Ontology annotation, biological process: regulation of transcription by RNA polymerase II. The coding region runs from base 171 to 2495 and encodes 774 amino acids. The transcript has 5 exons.